Messenger RNA from Brassica rapa (field mustard), 1359 nucleotides. RefSeq names its product F-box/kelch-repeat protein At1g24800. The record is from RefSeq and is a predicted model, not a curated record. Lineage: Eukaryota; Viridiplantae; Streptophyta; Magnoliopsida; Brassicales; Brassicaceae. Gene Ontology annotation, molecular function: protein binding.
UCUCCUAAUGACUUUUCUUCUUCCUCUAUUUGUCUUAAACCCUAUGUUCCUGUCUGUUCUAAGAACCUAACUAGACUUUUGUUUGUGUUUUUAAUUUUUCAGUUUGAAGCAACUUUGAAGAAACCUAAGAACUUAGGUAAGGCAGAGUCUAAGGAAUGUUUGAAGACCAGAGCGAAUCUAAAGAAGCGUAAGAAACAUGUGUUGAACGUUGGAAGAGUGACGAGGUUUAGCGAUCUUCCACUAGACUUGGUUGGCGAUAAGAUACUCUCCAAGCUUCCAAUAACGUCUCUUGGAGCGGUGCGUUCCACUUGCAAGUUAUGGAACGCUUUAUCCAGAGAAUGGAUCUUGAGUAACGCAGCAAAAUUAAAGCGGCAAGUUUUAGGUUUCAUGACGAUGGAUUACAAGAUCUAUUCAUUGAGAUUCCAUCUCCACAAAGACAAGUAUAGGGGAGUUUAUCAAUCUAGAAAGCAUAUAGAUAUACUUAAUCAAGUCGAGAUAUCCAAAGUCUUUCACUGCCACGGCUUAUUGUUAUGCGUACUCAAGGACAAGUCGAGGCUCGUGGUAUGGAACCCUUAUUUGGGGCAAACAAGGUGGAUUGAACCUAGAACAAAUUUCCAUAAAUGCGACAGGUAUGCUUUCGGGUAUGACAAGAACCGUAACCACAAAAUAUUGAGAUGUUUUGAUGAUUAUGACAUCAUCAACAAAAAACUCUCUUUCAUGGUCGAAAUCUACGACUUGAGAUCUCAUUCUUGGAAGGUUCUUGACGUUACUUCGGACUUGGCAAUAGAGUAUGAUGCUAACGGAGCGUCUUUGAAAGGAAAUACUUAUUUUUUUGUUCAAGAGGAGAUACCACCUGGUGAUGGAAGUAUAGUGGUAUCAGACCUUGAAGAUUUUUUAAUCUGUUUUGAUUUUACAAACGAGAGAUUUGGACAGCGUCUGCCUCUUCCGUUUCACUCUAGUUUACAAGAAGCUGUGACACUCUCUUGUGUUGGAGAAGAUCAGCUCGCCGUGCUAUAUGAAAGGUUGUAUACAAUAGGGACAUUGGAGUUUUGGGUUACUACUAAGAUUGAGCCCAACGCGGUGACUUGGAGCAAGUUUUUGAACGUAGAUAUGACACCACAUGAUGGUUAUUUGUCUCAUGUUGGGAGUUUCAUCAUUGACGAAGAGGAGAAAGCUGCAAUGGUUUUCGAUGGACGCAGAGACGACCAACCCUCAAAGACACGUCGGUACCACAGGGCUAUGACCGUUGGAGAUGGAUAUUGUGGAUUAUAUGAGGGUCUUAGAAAAUGUCCGACUGAGACUCGUCCCCCACUGGUGUGCUCGUCUUCUUAUCUUCCAAGCUUAGUGCAAAUCAACUAA